Molecule: messenger RNA, 1693 nt
Organism: Castor canadensis (American beaver)
Lineage: Eukaryota; Metazoa; Chordata; Mammalia; Rodentia; Castoridae
Gene: Plekho1
Product: pleckstrin homology domain containing O1
Biological process (GO): regulation of myoblast fusion
Cellular component (GO): muscle cell projection membrane; ruffle membrane
Source: RefSeq, a predicted model, not a curated record
AGCGCGCCGGGACGGGGGAGCGGCCGCGCCGGGCCGGGCGGGUGGGCGGCGGGGGCGCGCUCGGGGACCCGGACCGCGUGGGCGCCGGCAUGGAGGGGCGCCGAGGGGCGGGGAGCGGGCGUGCGUGUGUGUGCGAGAGCGAGUGUGAGGGAGGCCGGCCUUUAGUGUAACCGGAGCUACAAAGAGGGGGAGAGUCCGGGCGCGCGAGGGAGGGCGGGCGGGAGCGAGGGAGGAGCGCGGCGGCGCCCGGCAUCUCCGCCACCCUCCCGCCGGGAAGGCGCCCCCUCGGCGGAGCGGCCUCGGCCCCCACGCGGGGCGGCCCGUCGGCCCCGCGCCCCGCGCCCGCGCCCGCGCCCGCCGGGAAUGAUGAAGAAGAACAAUUCCACUAAGAGGGGGCCUCAGGAUGGAAACCAUCAAUCUGCAGCGCCCGAGAAGGUCGGCUGGGUCCGCAAAUUCUGCGGGAAAGGGAUUUUCAGGGAGAUUUGGAAAAACCGCUACGUGGUGCUGAAAGGGGACCAACUCUACAUCUCCGAGAAGGAGGUAAAAGAUGAGAAAAAUAUUCAAGAGGUGUUUGACCUGAGUGACUAUGAGAAGUGUGAAGAACUCCGGAAAGCCAAGAGCAGGAGCAAGAAAAAUCACAGCAAGUUUACUCUUGCCCACUCUAAACAGCCUGGUAACACGGCACCCAACCUGAUCUUCCUGGCAGUGAGUCCUGAAGAGAAGGAGUCAUGGAUCAAUGCCCUCAACUCUGCCAUCACCAGAGCUAAGAACCGCAUCUUGGAUGAGGUCACCGUUGAGGAGGACAGCUAUCUCGCCCACCCCACUCGAGACAGGGCAAAAAUCCAACACUCGCGCCGCCCCCCAACUCGGGGACACCUCAUGGCUGUGGCUUCAACCUCUACCUCAGAUGGGAUGCUGACCUUGGACCUGAUCCAAGAGGAAGACCCUUCUCCUGAGGAGCCAACAUCUUGUGCUGAGAGCUUUCGGGUGGACCUGGACAAGUCCGUCGCCCAGCUGGCCAGCAGUCGGCGAAGAGCAGACUCGGACCGGAUCCAGUCCUCCUCAGACCGGGCAAGCAGUCUUCCUCGACCUUGGGAAAAGCCAGACAAGGGGGCCACCUACACUCCCCAGGCACCCAAGAAGUUGACCCCCACAGAGAAAAGCCGCUGCGCCUCCCUGGAGGAGAUCCUGUCUCAGAGGGACACUGGCCCAGCCCGCACCCUCCGCCUUCAGGCUGAGGAAUCCGCAGCCCCCAGCCCACCCCACCCGGGGCAGCUAUCCCGGAUCCAGGACCUGGUAGCAAGGAAACUGGAGAAAACUCAGGAGCUGCUGGCAGAGGUUCAGGGACUGGGAGAUGGCAAGCGAAAGGCCAAGGACCCCCCCCAGUCUCCGCCCGAUUCUGAAUCAGAGCAGCUGCUACUGGAAACAGAGCGGCUGCUGGGAGAGGCGUCAUCAAACUGGAGCCAGGCAAAGAGGGUGCUGCAGGAAGUCAGGGAGUUGAGGGACCUGUACAGACAGAUGGACCUGCAGACCCCUGACUCCCACCUCCGACAGACCACCCAGCACAAUCAGUACCAGAAGAGCCUAAUGUGAAGGAGGGGGGCAGGGUCUGGAACUCGUGGGGGUUGGACAGACUUAUCUCCAAGUGUUGCAGGAUAAAGCUUUUUUAUUUACCUCAAUCAAAAAAAAAAAA